Messenger RNA from Penicillium brevicompactum, 654 nucleotides. RefSeq names its product Bromodomain associated domain protein. The transcript has a single exon. The coding region runs from base 1 to 654 and encodes 217 amino acids. The record is from RefSeq and is a predicted model, not a curated record. Gene Ontology annotation, molecular function: protein heterodimerization activity. Lineage: Eukaryota; Fungi; Ascomycota; Eurotiomycetes; Eurotiales; Aspergillaceae.
AUGUCCGGCCCAAACCUUCAUAAUGCUCUCCUCCGGCCUCCAAUCAUCCAAAUCCUCCGCGCCCAAGGCUUCCACUCCACGCGUCCUUCCGUCAUAGAGUCCUUGCAAGAUCUCACCGGCCGUUAUAUUCAAAUUCUAGCUUCCUCCGCAGCAGACCACGCCGCGAAUGCGCACCCAGAUGACCCCGUCCCGAAACUUGAAGAUAUCUACCAAGCUCUACAGGAUGCGGGCGCCAUACGUCCCCAACUACGUGAAAUCGAUGAAGACUGGCAGGGCGAAGAGGAUAUGCGUGGCCUUCAAUCAUUCCUUGGGUGGAUCAAAGGUCCAGCUCAUGCUGAAAUUCGACGAUGUGCAGGAUUCCUACCGAGCGAGGGGGACAUGAUUGAUCCCGAAGCGAUUGAAAAGGAGGAUUAUUUGACUGCUCUGAAGAAGAAACACAGCAAGACCGGUGAAGAGUCUCGCUACGCUGGGACGGUUUUAGGCAUUCGUGCCGAGGAGCACCCGGUCAUCAUCGAGGGAGGUGUCCCAAGCAUCCAAGAAUGGGGCGUCCAAAUGCGUGCUCGUGCCUCCGAAAGUGGAGGCAUGGAUAGCGAUACUUCCGGCGUCAGUAGCGCCCCCAGUCAUCUCUCCGACGAAGAAGUCAUGGGUGCCUGA